Schizosaccharomyces octosporus yFS286 is the source of this 500-nucleotide messenger RNA. RefSeq names its product 40S ribosomal protein S23. The transcript has a single exon. The record is from RefSeq and is a predicted model, not a curated record. NCBI's taxonomy places the organism in Eukaryota, Fungi, Ascomycota, Schizosaccharomycetes, Schizosaccharomycetales, Schizosaccharomycetaceae. Gene Ontology annotation, biological process: translation. Gene Ontology annotation, cellular component: cytosolic small ribosomal subunit; ribosome. Bases 56 to 487 code for a protein of 143 amino acids. Gene Ontology annotation, molecular function: structural constituent of ribosome.
AGGAAAUCGAAACAUAUCUGUUUCAUAAACUAGCCGCAACCUUCUAAACUACAAAAUGGGUAAACCCGCAGGAUUGAACGCCGCACGUAAGCUCCGUACUCACCGUCGUGAAGAGCGUUGGGCUGAUGCUCACUACAAGAAGCGCUUGUUAGGUACUGCCUUCAAGUCUUCUCCUUUCGGUGGUUCCUCUCACGCUAAGGGCAUUGUCGUCGAAAAGAUUGGUGUUGAAGCUAAGCAACCCAACUCUGCCAUUCGUAAGUGCGUUCGUGUUCAAUUAAUCAAGAACGGUAAGAAGGUUACCGCUUUCGUCCCCAACGACGGUUGUCUCAACUUUGUUGACGAGAACGACGAAGUCUUGCUUUCUGGUUUCGGUCGUAAGGGUAAGGCUAAGGGUGAUAUUCCCGGUGUCCGUUUCAAGGUCGUUAAGGUCGCUGGUGUUGGUCUUGCUGCCCUCUUCCACGAGAAGAAGGAAAAGCCUAGAGCUUAAAAUCAUUAAUAAA